AUGGGCCGUACGAAGACGAAAACCAAACGAAAAGACACGCGUCGCAUAAGCACACCCGAUAUCUCGGCCGCAGCGUCGUCCAGGCCAAGUGCCGCAGCCCUCUUUGAAAAGGCCCAGUCGCUUGUCGAGCAAUGCGACUACGAGCUCGCCGCAAAGUUUCUCAAGAGAGUUAUUGAAACCGAUGGUUCUCACACCCAAGCCAAAGAGCUCUUCGGAGUUGUUUUACUAGAACUCGGAGAUUUGGAGAAUGCACAAGAGCUCUUCCAUAAUCUUAUUUCGUCCAAUUCUCCGCCAUCAGUCACGGCUUCGGCGCAUUUGCAUCUUGCCCAGCUUUGUGAGAAUCCUAGGGAAGCCCUGGAUCACUACCAAAAGGCAGUAGAUACAUUGUACAACUCUGAAAGCUCGCUAUUCGUCACCCAAGGCCAGUCAGAUGAUUUGCAAUCGAGGACGACCAUCGCAAAAGCAUUGGUGGCAAUGACAGAAAUCUGGCUUACAGAUCUAUGUAUGGAGCCCGAGGCAGAGCAGAAUUGUGAAUCCCUUCUCAAUCUCGCAAUACAAGCGGAUCCAGAAAACAUUGAAGUACUCCAAUCUCUCGCUUCUGUGCGAAUGUCUCAGCAGAAACCUGAAGACGCCAAGUCUCUCGUGGAAAAGUCGUGGUCUUUGUGGAAAGAGCUACCGGCUGGCAAGAGACACAGAUCAUUUUCCUCUCUUUAA
Messenger RNA from Serendipita indica DSM 11827, 714 nucleotides. Lineage: Eukaryota; Fungi; Basidiomycota; Agaricomycetes; Sebacinales; Serendipitaceae. The record is from the annotation of a GenBank genome assembly.